AGGAUGAAUGAAAGGCAGCUCAGCCUCUAAUCCUCCUCUAAAGCUUCUCUCCGGACGCACUUGAGCCGCCGGUUGUCGCAUCUCCUCCCUGCGCCGCGCUGCGCUGCAUGGCAACGGCGGGAGGAGGAGGAGGCGGCGGCUCGGGCUGAGGGAGGAACCUCGGUCCCACGUGUCCUCCUCACCGCCGCAGACCCAGCGCAUCUCUCCGCUCUGCCUUCCCCUCCGGUUCCGCAGAUCCGCACCGCCGCAUCCAAACACCAGGACGCACCGGCGCAGCGUGGCGGAGCGAUGCGCCCGCGGUGCGCACAGCUGUCCGGCUCUCCGCUGCCUCUCUGAUCGGCACCGGUAUCGAUCCGCUCACGCCGCAGGCCUCCCCGACUCGUUUUCCCAUCAAUCUGAUAUGCAAAUCCCGAGUAGCGGCUCGGAGCUGGAGGAGAUGAGAGGACGCGCGUCGUCGGAUGUUUAGCAGAUUCGCUCCGGAUCCACCGUUUCUGCUUUUCCCCCUCCCGUCUUUUUUGUUUCUUUCUCCUCGCCUCCCGUCCGUGACAUCCCGCGGCUUCUCGAUGCAGUAAUCCGGGGGAAUAUGUGAAGAUCAUGCAGGCGGUGUGGAGCUUCCUGGUCUUUGCUGCAGUGGGCGAGAGGCUCUCGGUGUCAGGUGUGGACAGGAGCCCGGUGCAGGAUGGAGGCAUGUGGGACUGGUUCUCCCCGGUAGGAAGCCCGGACGGCGGGGAGAUCACGUAUCCGAAGCGGCUGGUGCAGCAGAUCAAGUCCGAGGAGGAGAUGCCUCAUGACUUGUUGGAUACCAGGGUGAAGAAGAACGGCACCGGGGGCACGAUGCCCGUCCAUUUGGCUCAGAGCUGCUUCCAAGUCGAAGCCUUCGGACAGACCUUCACUCUGGACCUGGAGCUCAACCACCACCUCCUGUCUUCAGAAUAUGUGGAACGGCACUUUAACCAGGACGGCAGACCUUUACAGUCUGUGGGAGGAGAACACUGCUACUACCAGGGCCGGCUGAGAGGCUUCAAACGGUCCUGGGCUGCCGUCUCCACCUGCCACGGCCUCUGUGGCAUGUUCUCCGACGGCUUCUUCUCUUACGGGAUCGAGCCGGUUCACAACGCGAGCAAUCAGGAUGAUGGUGCUCACUUAAUCCGCAGGAUGCCUGAUAUCAGACUUUCCCCCGACUGCCCAGACUGUACUGAGGACAGUGCUUGGGACAACGGAGGAGAUGAUGAUGACCAGUCGGACCAAAUGAAGGAGCAGCAGACAUCUGGAGGGCUGAGGAGAUCCAAGAGAUCUCCUAGAAAACCCCCCGUCCAGACCGAGACCAAAUAUAUCGAGCUGAUGGUCGUCAACGACAACGACAUGUUUGUGCAGCUGCGCAGCUCAAGCAGCCAAACCAAGAACUUUGCCAAAGCUGUGGUCAACACUGCAGACACGAUCUACCAGGAACAGCUGAACACCAGGAUCGUGCUGGUUGCCAUGGAGACGUGGAACUCUAAAAAUAUGAUGCCGGUGGUGGAGGACCCGCUGAUCACGCUGCAGAACUUCAUGAAGUACAGGAAGGACAACAUCCGGGAGCAGAGCGAUGUCGUCCAUCUUUUCUCAGGGCGAACGUUUCACAGCAGCCGCAGCGGGACGGCGUAUACCGGAGGAGUUUGUUCUCCAACAAGAGGAGGAGGAAUUAAUGAGUACGGGAGCGUCGGUGCGAUGGCCAUCACUUUGUGCCAGAGUCUGGGCCAGAACAUCGGGAUGAGGUGGAACAACGCUCGAGCUUCUGCAGGAGACUGCAGGUGUCCAGAUGCCUGGGUCGGCUGCAUCAUGGAGGACACUGGGUUCUAUCUGCCCAGGAAGUUCUCUCGCUGCAGCGUGGACGAGUACAUCCAGUUCCUGCUGCAGGGAGGAGGGAGCUGCCUCUUCAACAAGCCCAACAAGCUGUUGGACCCUCCUGAAUGUGGGAAUGGCUUCGUGGAAGCAGGAGAAGAGUGCGAUUGUGGAUCCCAGGUGGAGUGUGCACGUAGUGGAGGGAACUGCUGUAAAAAGUGCACGCUGACCCAUGAUGCCAUGUGCAGUAAUGGACUCUGCUGCAGUGGCUGCAAGUACGAGCUGAGAGGUGUGGUGUGUCGAGAUGCCGUGAAUGACUGUGAUAUCCCAGAAACCUGCACCGGAGACUCCAGCCAGUGCCCUCAUAAUGUCCACAAGCUGGAUGGCUACAUGUGUGACAGCAGCCAGGGUCGAUGUUACGGUGGUCGAUGCAGGACUCGUGAUGGGCAGUGCAGAGGACUCUGGGGAUACAAUUCAGCAGAUAGGUUUUGCUAUGAGAAGCUGAACGCUGAGGGAACAGAAAAAGGAAACUGUGGUCCAGGUCCUGAAGGUCAAGGAUGGCUGCAGUGCAACAAGCCGGAUGUUCUGUGUGGAUUCCUGUUCUGUGCCAACGUGACGACGAAGCCGAAGUUUGGAGACCUGCAGGGCGAAGUGACGAGCUUCACCCUCUACCACCAGAACAAGUACCUGGACUGCAGAGGAGGCCACGCUCUGCUGGAGGACGGAUCAGACCUGGGCUACGUGGAGGACGGGACUCCUUGUGGUCCCAACAUGAUGUGUUUGGAGAGACGCUGCCUCCCGGUGGCGGCGUUCAACCUCAGCAUGUGUCCAGGAUCCAACUUCGGACGCAUUUGUUCUGACCACGGGACCUGCAGUAAUGAGGUGAAGUGUAUCUGCGACAGGGACUACACCGGGAAGGACUGCAGCGUCUUCGAUCCGAUCCCGGAGCCGACGGUGCCGACGGGUCCGGAGAAGAAAGGAACAUUCGAAGAGGAAGAUCUGGUGGAGGAUAAGAUCUCUGUCUGUCUUUCUGUCCUUGUGUCUCGUCCACUUCCGUCUUCCUCCUCGCACUGUGUCGUUUCCACAUUGAAGAAGGGGGGAACAAAAAACAAAAAAAAGUCUUCCACUACGAGUCCCACAGUCCCUCCAAACCCUCUUCCGUUGAUGUGUUUCCCUCCUCCACUGCUCCCGUCGGCUCCGUUCGUCUUGUUGUUGGAGAACCUCUAAGAACCAAACCAGCCAGAACCAGAGGAUCGCGUCCUGAUCUGGAGGUAGCGGGCGGUUCUUCCUCCAGUCAGGUGGUUCUACGAAUGUGCUUCGGUGUCUGUUUACGUCUGAGACAGUCUGAUAAAGAACAUAUCAA
Amphiprion ocellaris (clown anemonefish) is the source of this 3184-nucleotide messenger RNA. RefSeq names its product disintegrin and metalloproteinase domain-containing protein 11-like. The coding region runs from base 595 to 3048 and encodes 817 amino acids. Lineage: Eukaryota; Metazoa; Chordata; Actinopteri; Pomacentridae. Gene Ontology annotation, molecular function: metalloendopeptidase activity. Gene Ontology annotation, biological process: proteolysis. The transcript is spliced from 25 exons. The record is from RefSeq and is a predicted model, not a curated record.